AUGAAUCCUACCCCUUUAGCUGAUCGGAUGAGAAAUGACGAUCCUCGAAUACUCAAACUGGGUUCAACGUUGAGGACCCGAAUGAGUUGUAGUACUACAGGUUCAUCGGGUCAGAGUGUGAGUUCUUCCGGUACUGGAAAUUCGAGUUCGGGUUCUAGUUCGGGUUCAUCUAGAGUUGAAAUAGUUCCGGCUGGCAAUAUUUGCCCGUCCGGUAAGGUGAUAACUGGGAUGCGUAGUAAGCCAGUUAGGACUGUGUUAAGUGAUAAUGAGAUGAUACCCGGAAUGUAUGGGUACGGGAGCAUAAUGCCUGCCGGAGCUACUCGGAGAACCCGUGGGGUUUCCGAAUUGAAAGUGAAAGGUAAUGAGAAUUACAAGAAGGGUAAUUUUUUGGAAGCAUUAUAUUUUUAUGACAAAGCUAUAGCAAUUUCUCCGAGUGAUGGAAGAUUGCGUUGUAAUCGAGCUGCUGCAUUGAUGGUUCUUAAGCGAAUAUCGGAAGCAUUGAAAGAAUGUGAAGAAGCCAUUAGAUUAGCUCCAGCAUAUGUUCGAGCACACCAGCGUUUAGGAUCAUUGUUACUUAGUUUAGGACAGGUUGAAAAUGCAAGGAAGUGUUUGUUUUCGCUAGAUCAGAUACCAGACGAAGCGGAGUUGCACAAGUUGGAAACAGUGGAGAACCAUAUCAAUAAAUGCACUGAGGCUCGGAGACUUGGAGAUUGGACUAGUGUGUUAAAAGAGGCUGAAGCAGCAACCAGUCGUGGAGCUGAGGCGUCUGCUCAGCUAUUUGCGUGUCAAGCGGAAGCUCAUUUGAAGCUACAUCAAUUAACGGAUUCUGAAUUGUGGAUGUAUAAAGCUAAGAUGUAUGAGCCAUCUGCGAGAGCAUACAAGUCAAAAAAUUUCGGGAUGAUAUCUGAAGCAUACAUAUUAUUUGUCCAAGCUCAGAUCGAGAACACUCUUGGAAAGUUUGAUAAUGCGUGUGCUGCGAUUGAAAGAGCUGCACAAGUUGAUCUUCAAAGUAGUGAAGUUAUUGGUUUACUAAAAAACAUGAGGUUGGUGGGGCGAGCUCGUUCUCUUGGAAACGAGUUAUUUAAAUCUGGAAGAUAUAUAGAAGCUUGUAGUGCUUAUGGGGAAGGGCUGUCGCGUGAUUCUUUGGAUCCGAUUCUCUACUGCAAUAGAGCAGCUUGCUGGUAUAAACUUAAAAAGUGGGAAAAAUCUUUGGAUGAUUGCAACCGUGCUCUCCUUAUCCGGCCACAAUAUACUAAAGCUCUUUUCCGAAAGGCUGCCUCAAAUAUCAAGCUGGAAAGAUGGGCUGACGCUGUGAGAGAUUAUGAGAUUCUGUGGCAGCAACUUCCAAGUAACGAAGAGGUUGCUGAAAAUUUAUCCCAUGCCCGAGCUGAAUUAACGAAGUCACACAGAGAAGGUAAUGGCAUGGUGGAGUUGGUUUCAGAUGUUGACAAGUUCCGAGCUGCGAUUGCAUCUGGUGCAUCUGUGGUCUAUUUUGAUGAAUUAUCCGAUCCACUAUGCACGUGGAAGUCCUACGUCAUGGGUACCUUGAGCGCCAAAUAUCAUCCAGUAAUUUUUCUCAAGGUGGACAUGAAACAGAGUUUAGCAAUCGCUACAGCAGAGAAUAUUACAGUAGCAUCUACAUUUAAGCUUUACAAGGAUGGCAAUUGUAAGGUGGAUAUGGUCACCGCAACUCCAGAUUUGUUGGAGUUCUCGAUUAGGGACACCCUCUUAUGUCCCAUCUAGAAAGGAUUUUACAUAUACCAUAUGGUUGUUCGUGGUCUACAGAGGGAAAGUCUAGUCUCCUUUUUUACCCUCGUUCGUUCAUUCCCCA
This is a messenger RNA of Solanum pennellii, 1831 nucleotides long. RefSeq names its product inactive TPR repeat-containing thioredoxin TTL3-like. Gene Ontology annotation, molecular function: protein binding. The coding region runs from base 1 to 1743 and encodes 580 amino acids. The transcript has 8 exons. Gene Ontology annotation, cellular component: cytoplasm. NCBI's taxonomy places the organism in Eukaryota, Viridiplantae, Streptophyta, Magnoliopsida, Solanales, Solanaceae. The record is from RefSeq and is a predicted model, not a curated record.